AUGUCUUCAUUCCAUCUUCACGCGUUACGAAGCGCGCACAACAACAGCAACAACAACAACAACACCAACAACACGCGCAAAAACGCAAAAAGCGCGAGAGGGGGGUUCAAUAACGACGAAAAUUUCUUCUCUCUUCCGAGGAUGCCACCACCAAAACCACCACCUUCAUCAUCGUUUCCUCCUCCUCGUCCACCUUUUCAACCGCCUUCAGAACCGAAGUCGCCUCCUCCUUUGAUGCCGCGUAUGCCGCCGCCGAUGAUGCCUCCGGCACCGAUAGGCACGAAUGCCCCGGAUUUAGACGUGAACAGCGCGUUCGCGUACGUGGUGUUCACCGUAGCGACCGUGUUUAUUAUUUUGUACAGCGUAUAUCUCGCGCUGAUACGAGAGGAUGAAGAAGAGGAAGACGUUGAAGGAGGAGGAGACAGACGACGAGGCGGAGCGAACAUCGACGAGGACGACGAGGACGACGACGAGUACGGUGACAGAGAUGAUGAAAGCACGAGCACAGUGGCAGCGAAAAGUAGCGCUGUUUUUAGUAAGUUAUCGAACGAAUUGAAAGAGACGAUAUCGGUUGGAAACGAACGAGUGAAGAAGAGCGCGAAGCGUAUCGCGUCGGCUUGGACGCGACGGGCAGAAAGAAGAGAGACGACGAACACGCCGAUGUCGUUUAUGGGGGCGUUGUUUGGAGAGAAGAAGAAGAAGAAGAAGAAAAGGCGAGAGGAAAGUUCGUUGCUCGAUUCUUCUUCUCUUUCGAGCGAUGAAGAUGAGGAUGAGGAGGAUGAAAACGUAGAAUCGAUGUUGUCGGUAAACGAGGAGGAUUUCUUUGAAGAAGAAGAGGACGAGGCGAUGUGGGCGCCGUAUUUUCAUCAAGAAGGAGAACAGUCGAGAAGAGUCGUCGAAGAUAACAUUCGCAUGAGCAACAAUAAUAGCAGUAGGACUAGAAAAAACAACACUAGUAACCUCCACGGAGGUUUGUAA
Molecule: messenger RNA, 978 nt
Organism: Bathycoccus prasinos
Lineage: Eukaryota; Viridiplantae; Chlorophyta; Mamiellophyceae; Mamiellales; Bathycoccaceae
Exons: 1
Coding region: 1-978 (325 amino acids)
Source: RefSeq, a predicted model, not a curated record